This is a messenger RNA of Belonocnema kinseyi, 1263 nucleotides long. Its product is annotated as alpha-N-acetylgalactosaminidase-like. Gene Ontology annotation, molecular function: alpha-galactosidase activity. The transcript has 7 exons. Gene Ontology annotation, cellular component: cytoplasm. Bases 82 to 1263 code for a protein of 393 amino acids. Gene Ontology annotation, biological process: glycoside catabolic process; oligosaccharide metabolic process; glycosylceramide catabolic process. The record is from RefSeq and is a predicted model, not a curated record. Lineage: Eukaryota; Metazoa; Arthropoda; Insecta; Hymenoptera; Cynipidae.
ACGUGGUGUUCGUUAGUGGUUAUUUUUUCGGUGACAAGUUUCGUGUCUGCCCUGAAAAAUGGAUUGGCGCUAACACCUCCUAUGGGUUGGCUCGCAUGGGAAAGGUUCCGGUGCAAUAUUGAUUGCAAAAAUGAUCCUGAGAACUGUAUUAGCGAUCAGCUUUUCCGAAAAAUGGCAGAUAUUAUGGCAGAGGAAGGUUACGCAGAUGUAGGAUAUGAAUAUGUAAAUAUCGAUGAUUGUUGGUUAGAAAAGAAUAGAGGUCCCAAUGGUGAACUAGUUGCAGAUAAGGAACGAUUUCCCGAUAUGAAGAGCCUCGGAGAUUACAUACAUUCCAAGGAUCUCAAGUUUGGAAUAUAUGAAGAUUAUGGUACCAAAACUUGUGGUGGAUACCCAGGAAUAAUCGGUCAUUUAGAGGCUGAUGCUCAACUUUUCGCAUCCUGGGGUGUGGAUUAUGUUAAGUUAGACGGGUGUAAUGCUGAAUAUAAGGAUAUGGACACAGGCUACCCUGAAUUCGGUUUGUAUCUAAACAAAACUGGCAGACCUAUGAUUUAUUCCUGCAGUUGGCCUGACUAUCAACUCUACGCCAAUAUGACGCCUAACUGGAAGUCUAUAAUUAAUACCUGCAAUUUGUGGAGAAACUUUGACGAUAUUCAAGACUCCUGGGACAGUGUUAAAUCCAUUAUAGAUUGGUAUGGUGAUAAACAAGAUAAAAUUGUGCCACUUGCUGGUCCCGGGCAUUGGAACGAUCCUGAUAUGUUGAUUAUUGGUAAUUUUGGAUUGAGUUACGAUCAAAGUAAAGUGCAAAUGGCUCUUUGGGCUAUUCUUGCUGCACCUCUUUUAAUGUCGAAUGAUCUCCGCAACAUCAGACCAGAGUACAAAGCAAUUUUACAGAAUAAGAAAAUUAUUGCCGUGGAUCAGGAUCCUCUUGGAAUUCAGGGAAGGAGAAUCAGACCAGACAACAGCGUUGAAAUUUGGGCAAGACCUAUAACACCAGCUACUAAAAAGCAUUACUCCUAUGCGAUAGCAUUUUUAAAUUCUGGAACAGACGGAACUCCGAUUAAUGUUUCUAUCACCCUGGAAGAAAUCGGAUUACAAUAUUCUGCUGGUUACCAUUGUGAGGAUUUGUACGAUAAUGUCGACUACGGUAUCUUGACGCCAAUGAUGAAGAUUAAAGUUAGGGUGAACCCUACAGGUGUUGUGAUGCUACGAUGUGAUUUGCAAAAAGAGAAGAAGGCAAACAAAUCUGAUAAAGUCCAGCUGUGA